Colletotrichum chrysophilum is the source of this 1182-nucleotide messenger RNA. RefSeq lists its product as uncharacterized. The record is from RefSeq and is a predicted model, not a curated record. The transcript has a single exon. Bases 1 to 1182 code for a protein of 393 amino acids. Lineage: Eukaryota; Fungi; Ascomycota; Sordariomycetes; Glomerellales; Glomerellaceae.
AUGUACUGCAACGACAGCUGCCCAAUCGGAAGACCGGAGCAUGAGAGACGUCUUGCACUUGUCAACCUCUGCCUGACGAACAAACCGCUGAACUCGGUUGCCACUCCGAUUUUGUAUCAUCGAUUCCACCGGGGGAACGAGAUCGCGUUUGCGAGAACACUAUUCAAAUGGCGUCCGGAUCUCACACAGCAUGUGAAGUCGCUGCACCUGGGCUCGGACGAUGAGCUCACCUUCACAUCUGGAAACGAUGCACUGGUACUCAAAGAAGUGACGACCCAGCUCGAUCACCUGCGCAUAUCACAAGACGAGCCCAAGGAGGAUGAAACAAUGCUUCUGAGCCUGCUCAUCGGCAAGUGCACCAAUAUCGAGGACCUAUGUCUCACUGUCACCUGGAACGGAUACUACGACCCCGUACCAUUCUGCCCUCCAGGAUCUCUGCGGAAUCUGAAGAGACUCUCCCUAUCACACUGGGAUGAUAGCGGUGGUUUUGAUCUCGCUUAUGCGACGGAGAUCUUCCUUGCUGCACCGAACAUUACAUCAGUUUUUGCAUACGCCGUGAUCGAGGUCGGUAUGGGCUUGAAAAUGGCGAACGUCACAGAAAUCACCCUUCGGAACAGCUUCCUCCAAAUUGACGCGUUCAAUCGACUACUGAAACAACUCCCGAGCCUGGAAAAGCUUACUUAUUAUGGUGGAGACGCCGGCAUUAUGGAUGGGGAAACACCUCCAAGGGCGCGCGAUGUGCAAGAAGCCAUCCUGAAGCAUGCGCCGAAGUUGAAGUUCUUAAAGCUCUUGAUGCUCGAAGACGAUAAUUCGUAUUAUCGAGACGAUGGUAUUACCGAUGAAAAUAUGAUGAGAUCAUUGAGGGGGUUGGAACAGUUGCAAGAGCUGCGUCUCGACGCGCAAUAUCUCGUUGUCCCCUGUUACGAGGAAGAUGAGACAGACAUGGAACCGCGGAUGCUGGUGAACAUGUUGCCUGACUCAAUAAGACUUGUGGGAAUCGAGUGCGGUUAUUCUACAUGUAGCACGAGGACCCUUCUGCCGGCAAUUCUGGAACUCGGGAGGGUUUGUCAAGUCGAGUUCCCGCACUUGACAUCGGUGCGUGUUUCUAUUCUAGACGAUUUGGAAGAGGCACGGGAGCUUUUUGAGAGUAAAGGAGUCGAGUUUAUCACUGAGUAUGUAUAA